AUGCAUCAGUUGGAUGCCGUGCGAGGAGCUUCGCCCAGCAGCUCAGCCGCUAAUACCUCGGACGAAAAGCAUAGCAGGAGCGAUGGCGGCGGCGCAGAGGACAAUGGUGAUCCCGCCGUCGUUGAUCUCAGCGACGAUGGUACAUCGUCUGACAUUGACAAGUUUGUCAAGGUCGGCCCACGGGAGCUGUUUCGAUUUGCGACGAAGUUCGAUCUGGUCCUCAACAUUGUCGGCCUCGUCGCCGCCGCGGCUGCGGGUGCUGCACAGCCUCUGAUGACCAUUGUCUUUGGAUCUCUCACCACCGAAUUCCUCAACUACCAGCACGACAUCACCGCCGGCAUUGACGCUGAGCAAGCCAAGGCGCAUCUCAAACACACCAUCGCGCACAAUGCCCUUCUCCUCGUCUACAUUGGCAUUGCAAUGUUCGGUGCGACUUACAUCUACAUGGCCAGUUGGGUCUUCACCGGCGAGGUCAUCACGCGAAGGAUCCGUCAGGCCUAUCUCAAGUCUGUCCUCAGGCAAGACAUUGCAUACUUUGAUCUCGUCGGCGCUGGCGAGGUGACGACGCGAAUCCAGAGCGAUAUUCAGUUGAUCCAAGAGGGUAUCAGUGACAAGCUGCCGAUAUCGGUCAUGUUCAUUGCGACGUUCAUCGCCGGCUUCAUCGUCGCCUACAUCAAGUCGUGGAAGCUUUCCCUGGCCAUGUCAUCGAUCUUGCCCUGCGUCGUCCUGGCAGGCGCAGCCAUGAAUGUCCUCAUCACACGCUAUCAGCGUGUCGAGCUCCUCUACGUGGCUCAGGCAGCCACCAUUGCAGAGGAAGCCAUGAGUACGGUACGCACGGCAAAGGCGUUUGGCAUCGAGAACAAGCUCGUUGACCUCUACGACGAGAGCAACCGCGAGACGACGUCGCUCGGCAAGCGCAAGGCCGUCGUCCACGGCAUCGGCCUCGGCAUCUUUUUCUUUGUCAUCUACGCAUCGUACGCCCUCGCCUUUUAUUUUGGCUCCAAGCUCAUCGCCAGUGGAGAGAUUCCAAGUGGAACGGUCAUGACUGUCGUCUUUUCCAUUUUCAUCGGUGCCUUCUCUCUUGCCAUGCUGGCGCCCAACAUGACGGCCUACAGCUACGCGACGUCGGCCGCCGCAAAAGUCUUUGAGACGAUCGAUCGCGUUCCUCCCAUCGACUCUUCGGACCCUUCCGGGAAGCAGCCCGAGACCUGCACCGGCCACGUCGAGCUGCGAAACGUCGGUUUCCGCUACCCUUCACGGCCCAAUAUCGACGUCAUCCGAGACCUAAGUCUGACUAUUGAGGCGGGCAAGACCACGGCCCUAGUUGGUGCAAGUGGAUCGGGCAAGAGUACAAUAGUCUCUCUGCUCGAAAGAUAUUACGAUGCCUCGGAGGGGCACGUCCUCCUCGACAAUGUCGACGUCCGCGAUCUCAACAUCAAGUGGCUUCGUUCGCAGAUCGGUUUCGUCGCUCAGGAGCCGGUCUUGUUUUCCAGCACGAUUGCUGAGAAUAUUGGCCAUGGUCUCCUCUACACCAAGCACGAGCACGCUUCGCCCGAGGAGCGCAUGGCACUCAUUGUGGCGGCUGCCGAGAAAGCCAACGCAAAGACGUUCAUUGAGCAGCUUCCCGAUUCAUACCAGACCAUUGUUGGCGAGCGUGGCUUUCUGCUUUCGGGUGGACAAAAGCAGCGCAUCGCCAUCGCUCGUGCGAUCGUGGGCUCGCCUACUAUUCUCCUGCUUGACGAGGCCACGUCAGCCCUCGAUACACAGAGCGAGGGCGUGGUGCAGGAAGCACUCGACAAGGCUGCCCAAGGGCGGACGACAAUCACUAUCGCCCAUCGCUUGUCGACGAUUAAGAAUGCAGACAAGAUCGUCGUCAUGGGAAAGGGCAUCAUCCUCGAGCAAGGCACCCACAACGAGCUGCUAGCGAAGCCCGACGGGGCGUACGCCGGCCUCGUACAUGCCCAAGAGAUUCGAGGCAGGGACGUGAUUGAUACCGUUGUAGAUGACGAGUUGGACGAAGAGAAGUUGACCUCGAUGGGCGGCACCCUGGACAAGGUUGCGUCUCUGAAAGGAGAGAAGGCCGAGAUGCCGGCGGGAAUGAGCCGGAUGCUGUCGAAAAAGAGCGUCACGAGCAUGCUCGCUAAGCGAGGCGAAGACCUGGAGAAGGGGCAGACGGGCAAGCGUCGAUCGCUCUUUUACCUCCUCUAUCGCCUCGCCCUCAUCAACAAGGACAAGAUAUGGACGUUGUACGUGCCGGGAGUCAUUUGUGCCGUCGGAUCUGGUGCCGUCUAUCCUGUCUUCUCGAUCCUCUUCGGCAUCGUCCUCAAUACCUACUCACUCUGCAGUGCCGAAGAAGAAGGUGGUUGUCCCGAGCCUGCGCGAAGCCAGAUGAGGUCGUCGAGCAACACCGACGCCCUCUAUUUCUUCAUCAUGUCGCUCGUCGCUACCGUCGUUAUCAUCAUUCAGAACGGUUUCCUCGUCCUGGCGGCAUCAAUUUUGAUGGAACGACUUCGAAGGGCAUCUCUGAAGGCUCUCUUGCGAUCCGACGUAUCAUUCUUCGACCGCGACGGGAACAGCAGCGGUUCACUGACCGCCAGUUUGGCUGACAACAGCCAGAAGAUCAACGGCCUCGUGGGCGUAACGAUGGGUACGCUUAUCCAAAGCUUGAGCACCCUGCUUAUCGGCUGGAUCAUCGCACUGGCGUACGGUUGGCGCUUGGCCUUGCCUCUCAUUGCCACGUCACCUCUGACGCUCUCGGCCGGCUACGUUCGCCUCAAGCUCGUCGUUCUGAGGGAUGAGAAGGUCAAGAAGGCCCAUGAAGGCGCGGCCAUGCGCGCCUGUGAAGCUGCGUCGUCUAUCAGGACGGUGGCGUCCCUCUGCAGGGAAGAUGAUUGCUUGGCGAGCUACCGCCAGGCCCUCGACAAGCCUGCGCGCAUCGUUUGGAAGACGGCAUUCUACGGCAACAUCCUGUAUGCUGUCUCUCAGGCGCUUGCAUUUCCGACCAUUGCUCUGGGAUUCUGGUACGGCAGUAAUCUGCUUCUCGACGGUCACCUUGGCAGCGGUCAAAAAGCUAGCGGUCACUUCUUCACCGUCCUCACUGCCACCGUCUUUGCAUCGCUGCAGGCUGGCAAUGCUUUCAGCUUUGCUCCUGACGUCUCGCAAGCUCACGGAGCGGCCAACGAGUCGAUCAAGCUGUUGGACAGCGUCCCCGACAUUGAUGCCGAGAGCGAAGAGGGAAUCAUCAUGAACGACUGCGAGGGCCAUGUCGAGCUCCGGGGUGUCCACUUCCGAUACCCGACUCGACCCUCUGUCCCUGUGCUUCGCGGCCUUGACUUCAAGGUGGAGCCGGGCACAUUUGUUGCGCUGGUGGGCGGGAGUGGCUGCGGCAAAAGCACGACGAUCCAGCUGAUUGAGCGCUUCUACGAUGUCAUGGCCGGACAAGUCCUCAUCGAUGGGCGCGACAUCCGAGAAUACAACGUUAAGUCGCUCAGGAGGCACAUUGCCCUUGUCGCACAGGAGCCGACAUUGUAUGACGGCACUAUUGGAUGGAAUAUCGCCCUGGGCGCGUUCGAGGAUGCGGAGAGGGUGACGGAGCAGCAGCUCAUCAGAGCCGCUCGCCAGGCAAACAUCUUGUCUUUUGUCGAGGGACUCCCCGAUGGCUUCGAUACGCACGUCGGCAGCAAGGGCGCGCAGCUUUCGGGCGGCCAGAAGCAGCGUAUCGCCAUUGCCCGGGCGCUUGUCCGAGACCCCAAGAUCUUGCUCCUGGAUGAGGCGACAUCGGCCCUCGACAGCCAAUCUGAGCAUGUUGUCCAGGAGGCGCUUGACAAGGCGGCAAAGGGCCGGACGACCAUCGCCAUCGCGCAUCGUCUCAGCACCGUGUCGAGAGCAGACGAGAUAUUUUGUCUCAAGGACGGCGUCGUGUCGGAGAGGGGCGACCACGCCAGCCUCAUGGCCAGUGGCCAGCUCUAUGCUGACCUCGUCAGGAUGCAGGGUCUUCACGCCGGACAAUAA
This is a messenger RNA of Acaromyces ingoldii, 4011 nucleotides long. RefSeq names its product putative Leptomycin B resistance protein pmd1. The transcript has 2 exons. Bases 1 to 4011 code for a protein of 1336 amino acids. Gene Ontology annotation, molecular function: ATP binding; ATP hydrolysis activity; ABC-type transporter activity. NCBI's taxonomy places the organism in Eukaryota, Fungi, Basidiomycota, Exobasidiomycetes, Exobasidiales, Cryptobasidiaceae. The record is from RefSeq and is a predicted model, not a curated record. Gene Ontology annotation, cellular component: membrane. Gene Ontology annotation, biological process: transmembrane transport.